CUAUCACUCAUUACACAGUGUGACUUUGUGCUGGAAGAACCUGAACUGCACUGACAUCAUACAGGGUUAGGACUUUGUUUUCUUGCUCUGUAGGUAUGAGGCUGACUCCAUGAGGAAUCUGCAAACCCCUGAGGAGGUCUACCAUUGAGUGUUUUUACGACACUUGGACUUCAAGAACCCCUGCUCUGAUUUGUGACUUCCCUUCUUCAAAACUCAGACAUGGUGCUGUGGACUGUCUUCCCCAUUUCGCUCUCCCUGGUGUCCUUCAUCGGAACAUGGAGUGUAUAUGCCCUGGCCCGUGCCAACAAUCAUGUGUGCUCUCUCAGUGACUGGGGGGUUGACAGCAGCUGCAAUGGAAAUCAGACCACUGGAUGUUGUUUUGCUCCCACUUUAAGCUCAAGUGGAUCCAGUGCGCCACAAAAUUCGCUAUUUACAGCCACAAUCAAUGCUGGAUCCUUUCUCUUUCUGCUGUUCUGUAUAUUCCACCAUGCCCACAUUAUGGAGAGACACUCAUGCCAUUCCAUGCUGAGCAAGGUUGCACUGGUCUUUGGUGUUGUUGCAGCGCUGGGGGCAUUUGCAGCUGGAAACUGUAAUCCAGGUUACCUAGCACUCCCUCACUACUUCGGAGCUGUCAUCAGUUUCAUUUGCAUCUGCUUCUACUCUGUCCUGCUCACUGCGCUGACCAAGAAGUGUGUGCUGUCAGGAUACGAGAAGGUUCUCUACCCGUUGCGCAUCACCUCCUGUGUGGUUCAAUCCAUCGUCACCAUCUGCCAUGUUGUCUUAUUUGCCCAGACUGAGUACUAUUACGUUCACUUGUCGGCUAUAUUUGAGUGGAUGCUCUCCGUCAACCUGGAGCUGUUUGAGCUCAGCUUCGCCGUGGAGUUUUGGUUCUUCUCGUCCUUCAUGCUCUCAAAUCUGUUGAACGAACGAGAGGAGGAAAAGCCUUUGAUGAUGACGAUGUCCUGAUAUGAGGCUGCCAGGGUCCAGCGGGAACACACAAGCAGUGAGGAUGGACUGAGUAAGACAUCUGUGGCUGGACCGUGGCUGGAGGACCAAUAACUUUUGACACCACUGCUGGGAUAGAUUUAAAGCCGUUUAUGGAUUAUGACCACUUGUUUUCCCACCCUCUUGAUAAUGUUGCCUAAAAUUAAUUUCCUUAACUGGGCGUUUCUGUUCCUUACACCUUACCUUAUUUCUUAUUCCUUAUUUAUUGAAACAAACUAGAUUGUAAAGCAAAUGAACAAAACAUAUCAGUCGCCUGCCACCAGAACAAUUAACCUGAUGAGUCACUUUCUAAAACACCUUAUUUAUGUAAAUCAGUGUUCUUUGUGCAAUUACUUUUUAUCAGAUGUUGAAAUAGUAAACAAUGAUGAAUUCCUCGUUAGGUACACUAAUAAGGACCGAAAAGUCAUGACAGUAUCACUGAUGUUAGAUUCACAUUAUGGUCCUUUAAUGGAUCUUAGCACAGGCAUUGUAGCUUUGGCACUUCAAUAAAAUCAUGACCACUGUACUCACUGAGAAGUCCUGUUGUUCUGCUGAUACACUGAUUUUACUCUGAGGCUCUAUCAGAAGGGUGGAGGACGCUGCAGUGCUCCCAGUUAGACAACUCCAUGACGUCACAAGAUCCUGUUCAACUGGAUGACUAAGUGACAGGCAUUAAAAACAGUGAAUUCAGUUACAGCAUGUACGAGAAAGAAGGACGUCAACACCUCGACAGGUUACAGAGUUUUUGGGUGUGGUCUCUUACAUGUAUGUUACAGUAGAGGGAGGAUUUCUAAAUAUAAUUCACUUUUAAAUCAAUAGUAGUAAUUUAUUACAUAUUGCAGUAAAAACACAUAUAUUAUGUAACAACCAAAAUGAAUGUCUUCAUUCAAGAGGGCCUAAAUUUGCAAUAGCUGCGACAACAGACAUGAAUACACCCACACAGUCAUGCUUACACACACACACUCCCCAUUUGUAUAAACAGUUAAUCAUCUGUCCUUUGGCCAUGACCCCUCUAUUCACAAAAUCUUGUACAACUGUGAAUCUAUUUGGAAGUUUUGCACCUUUUUGCUGUGUUCAUGCCGCCCAACUCUGUACGAAAACAAACACACACCUUCGUACAAACACACUUGACCUCCAUGCCAAAUUUUAGCCUCCUAGGACAAAAACCGAUGUCGCCAAAGGGUGGCAAAAUUUUUGUGGACUGACAAACGAGCUAUAGAGCUACUAGUGGCAUUGUAUUAAAAUCGUAAUAGCUGUAUAGCAUAUUUUCUAUGCGUGCUAGCAUGGAGCAUACUGACUCAACAUUCAAUAUUAGUUCUGUCAAAGCUACAUCAAGCGUCACUGUACUCCUUAGCUUAAAGGUCCAGCGUGUAAGAAUAGGUGGCAUCUAGCGGUGAGGCUGCAGAUUGCAUGUAUCUAGAUCCAGUGUUUGGUUGAUCUGCUCAAGCCUAAUGUAGAACAACAUGGUGGACUCCCUGUUCAUAGGAAUGGCUCCUAAUAAGAUAAUGGAAAAAGAGUUCUUAUUAUCAGCUGAAAAUAAACAAAAACAUAAUGAUGAAUAUUAUAUUUAAUUUCUGCCGUUAGAUGCCCCUAAAUCCUACACACUGGACCUUCAAUAGAAACUGUACACUUGGUUUUAAUGAGACAUUGAAACUGACACUGAAUGUUAUACUGACACACAUCAAGUUCAGCCCUGGCACUGAGCACUACUGAAAGCCCACUCCUACUUGACCUGAAAGGACUGGCAGGAGUGUGAACAUAUCUGUGAUGUAUUUUUGUCACACUCCAUGUAUUGAUUCAUAAACAAGCAGCACAGCCUGAUAUUCAGUUCUGUGGCUCACAGGAAGCCAGUGCAGUGACGCACGAAUCAGGGUGACGUGGUCUGACCUCAUGCUGCUGCAUUGUGAAAAGGUUGAAGCUUUUUAAUUGCAUUUUUGGGAAGACUUAUUCAAAAGACCACUGCAGUAGUCAACUCUGGUGGGAACAAAAGCAUGAAUGAAUGCUUUCAGGUCUGCUUUUGACAUCAGGUCCCUAAGUUUGGCAAUAUUUGUAAGAUAUUUGUAUUUGUAACCCAGGGUGGGGAGGCCCUUCUGUGUGGAGUUUGCAUGUUCUCCAGGUAAUCCAGCUUCCUCCCACACUGCAAACACACGCAGGUUAGGUUAAUUGGUGACUAAAUUGCCCGUAGAUGUGAAUGCGAGCAUAUAUGGUUGUCUGUCUCUGUGUGUCAGCCCUGUGAUAGUCUGACAACCUGUCCAGGGGGUACCUCGCCUCUCACCCAGUGUCAGCUGGGAUAGGCUCCAGCGCUCCUGCGACCCCCAACAGGAUGAGCGGUUACAGAAAAUGAAUGAAUUCCAGCUGUUUAUUACAAAAUGUGAAUGUUUUUCAAAAUUAAAUGGGAAUUUAUUACAAGCCAUGGGUGUCCUCCACUAAUAUAUUUUUUUCAUGCCGGUUGCUAGAACUGACUAGCAGGCUCAAGUGUUAUUUUUCCAUGAUUCAAGUUACAGUUUUGACACUACGAAACCAUUAAUGUCCACAAAACAACACAACACAGUUCCGGUUUUAAUGCAAAGCACUUAACCUUUACUUGAAAGAAGGUAAUAUACAUCCUGGAAUUACAGAUAAUAAAAGAUACAUUAUGAGCAAAAUCAUUUCACAAUGAAUAUCAUCUUUCCUUUUGCAUCAACCAAGAGAGGAGUGCGACAUUAUCUACAGUUUUUGUUAGGAAGAAAACAGUGAAAAGCACACCUAAUUCUGUCAGCAUCUUUACUUUAUGGUACACUGUAAAAAAUGUCAUCUAUAUGCAGUAGUCCACAUUAUUGACCUUAAUAACAAAAAAAGGAGAAAAAAAAAACAAUUUGAAAAAACACAUAUUUCAUGGUUGUCUUUCAACUAAGUAAUUCAACUGCAAUGCAUACAUUAUAAAUAAAUGUAAGGGGAAGAGGAAAAAAAAA
This is a messenger RNA of Epinephelus moara (kelp grouper), 3935 nucleotides long. RefSeq lists its product as uncharacterized. The record is from RefSeq and is a predicted model, not a curated record. The transcript has 7 exons. NCBI's taxonomy places the organism in Eukaryota, Metazoa, Chordata, Actinopteri, Perciformes, Serranidae. Gene Ontology annotation, biological process: protein localization to plasma membrane. Bases 220 to 966 code for a protein of 248 amino acids.